GUGACACGAGAGUCGGUCUCCCCCUCCCCCUGGAUCUGACGCUCGUUCACAACGCGAGUCGAGGCCACGUAUUCAUCAGCUCUCACUUCUCAGCUUGAUCACAGUGGUCCUCAGGAAGCCUCCCAAAAUGAACAGCGUUGGAAUUUUGAGCAGAAUGCAGUGUCGACGGCUUGUGGGUGUGCGGCCGUUCGCUCCAAGUCCUCAUGCACGACUUUUAUCCACAUCUAACCAUCAGCGUAUACGACCGCUUCCACGGCCAUCCGCUUUCGCGCCCUCAGCGAAGCGUAACCUCUGGCUAUUUUCCUCGAAACCCUCCGCACCCACUCCACCACCACCACCACAGCCCUCCGUUCCCGAGCUUACUUUUGAGCAAGCUCCGCCGGAAGCCGCCGUGCCCGCAAACGCGACCUCCGGAUUCUCUGAGGCAUUCCCUGCAGACAGCACCAUCCUCCUGGAUAGCGACCUUUCCGCACCAAUCGCCGCUUCGUCGUCGAUUUCCGACACGCUUAUCAGUAUAGCACCGCUUCAGUAUGGGGACCUCGCAGCGCUCGGCCUCGCGCACUGGACCCCCUCAGGAAUCUGUCAAUGGAUGUUGGAGAUAAUCAACGUCUCCACCGGAAUGCCCUGGUUUUAUACCAUCAUCGCCGGCACCGUUCUCUCCCGUGUGCUGCUCCUCCCCUUCUCCGUUCAGCAGCUCCGGAAUUCUGCCCGUCUCGCACCAUACCAAGGGCGUCUGUUGCAGAUCAAGGACGAAUUGAACCGCUCGCGCGAGACGCGAGACCCGUUGGCAAUGCAAAAGGUCGCGCUAAAGCAGAGAAAGGUUUACGAGGAGGCGGGCGUCAGUAUGCUUCCAAUGCUCGCAACGCCGUUCGUGCAGCUACCAGUGACGCUAGGCAUGUUCUUCGCCGUGAAGGGCCUGUGCACGUUGCCGCUUCAGCAGCUCAUGUGGAGUGGGGUCAGUUUCCUCCCUGACUUGACGGUGGCGGAGCCAUACUAUAUCUUGCCCAUCGCCGCUGCUGUGUGCAUGAACGCUCAGUUGACGCUGGGGGCCAGUGAUUUCGCUGGCGAUCGUCAGACCAUGGCCCAUAUGAUCAACUUCUUUAGAGUCAUCUCAGUAUUCAGUAUUCCCUUUAUGGGCGCAUUCCCGGCCGGCCUGAACCUCUACGUGCUGACGGGUGUGCUCGCCAUGCUUCUCCAGACCGUCGUAUUGCGCAGCAGCGCCGUCCGCCGCUUCUUCGAUAUCCCCGUCGUACCCAAAAAUGCAGGGUUCAAACCUGUCACAUUCAUGGAAUCAAUCAAUCACCUGAAGAAGUACUUCCGGGAGCAGAGCGAGAUGGCACAGAAGAAGGCGACCGAGAAGCGCAAGUGGUGAGACGAGCUGAUGUAGCGUAGUUAUAUCUUAUGAUAGUGGGCUAAUGCAAUACUUCCCUACUCUGAUCAUUC
This is a messenger RNA of Heterobasidion irregulare TC 32-1, 1443 nucleotides long. RefSeq names its product cytochrome oxidase biogenesis protein. The coding region runs from base 128 to 1372 and encodes 414 amino acids. The transcript is spliced from 5 exons. Gene Ontology annotation, biological process: mitochondrial respiratory chain complex IV assembly; protein insertion into mitochondrial inner membrane from matrix. The record is from RefSeq and is a predicted model, not a curated record. Lineage: Eukaryota; Fungi; Basidiomycota; Agaricomycetes; Russulales; Bondarzewiaceae. Gene Ontology annotation, molecular function: membrane insertase activity. Gene Ontology annotation, cellular component: mitochondrial inner membrane.